This is a messenger RNA of Cryptococcus wingfieldii CBS 7118, 2400 nucleotides long. RefSeq lists its product as hypothetical. The record is from RefSeq and is a predicted model, not a curated record. The coding region runs from base 1 to 2400 and encodes 799 amino acids. The transcript has 4 exons. NCBI's taxonomy places the organism in Eukaryota, Fungi, Basidiomycota, Tremellomycetes, Tremellales, Cryptococcaceae.
AUGCUUGCAAGAAACGCCCUGGCGAAUGCACAGUCCGCAUAUCCGCGCUGUGUACCCCUCACUCGCGCCCUCACCACGACGCCCCUCCUCAGGCGAGUCGACAAAACCAACACACCCUGGGACGCCUCCUCAUCCCAGAGAAAAGGCCCCAACAGCUUUCGCAAUGACGCCAGACCAGGCGACAGGCGGCCCCCUUUUGUGCCCUUCCGCCAACCUGGAAAACCUAUACGGAUGCCGGCCAAGCACUUCAACAUGCCAGGCAUCGGCGACGCCUCUCCACUCACACCCGAGUCGAUCGCUUCCUGGAUCAGGUCAUUUCCCUUGGACCGUCUCGAAUACGAUCGCGAAAAGCUCAACAUGAACACACGAAUGGCCACCCCCAGCACCUACGUCUUAUGGGAUACCAUUCCCGGGAAAGGUAUCAGAGUCGUCUAUGACCAAACCUUGAAUGAAAGACUCUACGCAUCUCUGAAAUCGAAGUUAGAGUCGCUGGAGGGGAAUGUAGUCACUCCUGACAUGGAAGAAGAUCUGAGAGUGGGACGGCGUGAUGCUCGAAGCACCACUGUUCGCUCUGAGCAUGACCUAUGUGAUGUCAUGUUGACAAACUUCUUCAAACGCUGUACCGACGCCAUCAAUGCCGGGCUUCCCGGUCACCUCCAUGGCGAGUGGCAAAGGUGCUCGGACGACAAGAGCGGCAGCUCUGCUUGGGAAUUCCGGCGCGACGAUAAAACCAUUGCUAUCGUCGAGAUCAAGCUGCGCACCGUUCUAACGACAGCUGGCGAAGGCGCGGUGUCUCAGACUGGAAUGGAACUUCGUGAGAGGCCGCAAGGUGAUACAGCUGGGAGGGGAGGGACUCAAAGCGGCGUAAGUCACAGCGACCAGUCCCAGGCCGAUAAGAAUGUGCCUGACGACGAGCAGAAGCCGGAUGAUCUGCCGCCGAAGUUGGAGCAACUGUUGAUGGCGUGUAGGCAGGAGGGGGGCUUGAAGCUCAUUCUGGCUGAUAGGAAAUCAGAAGAUGGUAGAGUCCGGCCCGCCUUGCGCAUUGUGGACCAAGAGGGGAAAAUCGUGAAGAAAAUGACGCACUGGGCAGAUGGAUUAUCCCAGGUUUGGAAAGACCUUGACCACUACGAACUCGACCUCGUCACACUCUCCUCCUACGAAGUUUGGAUCCCCUUCGAGCGCGAUCCCGUCAUCAAGAACCUGCUUCGUGUGGGUGACCCAAUCCAUAGGAAGGAGCCCGGAACUGCGCCUGAGCCCGGCAAGAUGUCGCCUAUGGAGCUUGUGGUGGCUUCCGUGAUUGAGAGGGAACCCGCACCCCCAUUCGACUAUACAUUCUCACCUCUACCUGUCUGGUCUUCGUCCGAAGCUUCGGGGAAUGACUCAACGCAGAAUGACCAGAACGAGAGCGGGGUAGGGGCAUCGGAAUUAAGGGGCACGAAGAGUGGAUACGACAACGUUGGCGCCACUGGCGGCGCUGGAAGUGACGAUGCUAUUGAUAGGGACGCAAACAUCCCAACAGAUCAACUUGCACCCGUCACUCUGCAGGUUUCUGUGCCCAACCAUCGCUCCCGUGACGCUCUUCACUACUUUAAGCAACGCAACUUGGAUAACGGCUACAUGGCCGGUCGCCUUUCCCCCUGCGUCAUUGCAUCCUCGGCCGACGACGACAACAUCCACUCGGGACUGCCUACUUCCGAGCUUAAAGCCCACCUCGCCCUCGGCAGCUAUAUCAGCUCUGGGCGCCUGUGGGACGUCUACCACUCCGUCCUCACCGUCGAAGGCCGUGUGAGCAAGAAGCUCAUCGCCAAGGUCAUGUGCCCUGAUACCUAUGAUGAGGAAUAUGGGGGUCACAAGGAGUUUUUUGAAGGCCCCGAAGAGGCAGUGGCUGCAUAUCGUCUCGAGGCGGCGCUGUACAGUGGCCCUCUCAAAAGCCUACAAGGAGGGGCUGUCCCGGCAAAGUAUGGCUCGUUCAGUGGUGUAAUGCGUAUCGGGCGUAUCCCCUUCCCAUUGCACAUCGAAUUGAUGGAGGAUGUUGGGGGGUCAGUCGCCGGAGAGGAUGAGCUGGAGUAUCUGCCUUUGCAGGAUAGACAGGCUAUCCGAGACCUCUACCAUCAAAUUCAUGCGGUGCGCGUUCUUCACUGUGACGUAGAGGCACGCCACAUACUCCGACGCGCCGACGGCCGCUUUGCCCUCAUCGACUUCGACGCCUCUUUCUUGGUGGGGGACGGGGUCAAGGGCGACCGAGAGCUCGCGUUGGAGGGGCGCGAGGUAGCGGUUAUGCUUGGUUUGAGCGAUCUUGUUGCGCGAAAGGCCGAAUCUCGUGCCGGACGUCGCCACCUUCAGCGGGAGGAGGUCGUAGUCGACCCUGGGGCGGUUGGCCGGGGGAUGCUGGUUGUGUAA